This is a messenger RNA of Epithele typhae, 600 nucleotides long. RefSeq lists its product as uncharacterized. Bases 1 to 600 code for a protein of 199 amino acids. The record is from RefSeq and is a predicted model, not a curated record. NCBI's taxonomy places the organism in Eukaryota, Fungi, Basidiomycota, Agaricomycetes, Polyporales, Epitheliaceae. The transcript has 3 exons.
AUGUCUACCUCCACCCUCCCCACCGGCCGCAGCGACGCGCGCUUCGAGACCUCUGCCGCCAUGGCUGAGACAGAAGCGUCCACCGCCAAGCUUUCGAAGGAGGUGCAGCAGAACGCAGCUCAAGUGCACACCGCGGCCGUUGACGCCGCACAUACUGCAGAGGAGAAGGAGACCCGUAGUGGCACUGCCGUCGAGCGGCUCGAGGAGGGCCUCAGCCACAAGACGGACGUCGCGGCGGCGCAGGGCGCGGCCGACGUCGCGUCGCUGACCGCGACCGCGACGGGGUACGUCGACCAGGCGAAGACGUUGGCCGGGAACGCGAUCGCAUUCGUCCAGAUGUCGUCGGGUACUGCUUCACAGACGGAGAAGUCUGUGGGUGGUGCGAACGGCGCGACGAACUGCGGGGUCUCUACGACCGUGCAGACUGCGGUCGCGACGGGGAAGGAGUACGUCGCCUCAGGCUCCUACCCAGCCGCCGCUUCGAGUUGGGGCCUCUCUAAUCCGAGAGGCGGGGGUCGAGGAGGGGUUCCAGGGGUCGGGCACAGGGGAGACAAAUCCAGUUCAUGUAAUGGGUCACAUGAAUAUCACGUGAAAUCUUAA